This is a messenger RNA of Pichia membranifaciens NRRL Y-2026, 456 nucleotides long. RefSeq lists its product as hypothetical. The transcript has a single exon. Gene Ontology annotation, cellular component: cytoplasm. Gene Ontology annotation, molecular function: RNA binding; translation initiation factor activity. The coding region runs from base 1 to 456 and encodes 151 amino acids. Lineage: Eukaryota; Fungi; Ascomycota; Pichiomycetes; Pichiales; Pichiaceae. Gene Ontology annotation, biological process: translational initiation. The record is from RefSeq and is a predicted model, not a curated record.
AUGGCCAACAAAGGUAAAGGAAAGGGUGGUAAGAACAGAAGAAGAGGAAAGAAUGAGAACACCACCAAGAGGGAGCUUAUCCUCAGGGAUGAAGACCAAGAAUACGCUCAAAUUACAAAGAUGCUAGGUAACGGUAGAGUCCAGGCUACAUGUUUCGAUGGAAAUGUCAGAAUAGCACAUAUCAGAGGUAAGUUGAGAAAGAAGGUCUGGAUGUCUCAGGGUGAUAUAAUUUUGGUUGCCUUGAGAGACUUCCAGCAAGAACAGUGUGAUGUUGUCCACAAAUACAAUGCCGACGAAGCCAGACAGUUAGUUUCCUUGGGAGAAUUGCCAGAAUCCGCAAAGAUCAACCAAACUGAUACUUUCGGUGGUGAUGAAGACGAGGACAUGAACUUCGAGUUCGGUGCUGAGUCCGAUGAUGAUGGAGAAGCUAGUGACUUGGAUAUCGAUGAUAUCUGA